UUGAGGGGGAAACUGGAAGGUUUGUUGACGCCAGCUGUAUGCUCGACUCUGCCCUCGUGGUUUUUAUUGUUUUGUUAUAAUAAGUGAAAAACAUGCUGCAAACGUGUUGUGUUAUUAACUGUCACAAUCGUUCGCGGCAUUUUCACACUGGGAGACCGGCUUAUGAAAUGGAUGAACGGGCACAUCUCGGACACACGGAGGUGGAAGCUGCAGAUAACAAGAGACUACACAUAACUUUGUACGAGGAGGAACUUUCUCCAACAGGAGAGGAGAACGAGCGACUACGACAACAACUGGAAGCUGUUUGCAAGACUCAAGUUGUACUAAACAUUGAAGACAUCCAGCAGCUGAUUGGUCAUCAAGAAGCAUGUCCCCCUCAGCCACAGGGUGGGAGCUCCACUUUGGUGUGGGCAGUGCUACAUCCAAUUAAAGAGGAAGAGGAGGAUCUACAGCCCCCCUAUGUUGAAGAGGAAGAGUGGAAGCCACAGGUCCCCUGUGUUAAAGAGGAAGAGGAAGAACUCUCCAUCACUCAGGAAGGAGAGCAUUUUCUAGGGCCAGAGGAGGCUAAUCUCGCUAGGUUGCCACUGACUGGUAUCUCUGUGAAGACCGACGACCAUGAAGACAAACCACCUGAGUCCUCACAGCUUCAUCAUCGUCCAAAUGAGGAGAUGAGAGAGGCGGAGCCUUCAUGCAGCAGCUCACUGCAACACAUGACAACAGAAGCUGAUGGAGACCACUGUGGAGGAUCACAAGCAGACAACCUCUUAGCUCCACUGUCAGAUAGUGACGACAUAACGUCACACUCUCCUGAAGAUGAAGACAGCGACUACAACCAAGAAUCUCUGAGCAACGAUACAGACUGUGAAGAUGAUAUGAUGACUCACACUGGCAACAAACACUUGAAGAAAAGGACAGCUGCUUCGCAACGGGUUUCUACCCCGACAGAGCCGGCCUGUUUUUGGAGGACAGACGUCGAGCAGCUCCACAAGGAUGUGGAGCACGGAGAGCUUCUCUCCAACCACGACGCAACAUUCCAGAUGCCGACGGACGCUGAGGACAAGUACAGAUGUGUGUUUGAGCUGUUUGGCGUAGAGGACAUCGUCACCAAGUCGGAGAGAAGAAGCAUCCUGACCAACGCCAGAGAUGAAGACAUCUUUGGUGGCGCCGUCGCUGCCACAGUGGCGGUCGUCAUGGAAGCAGACAAGGAGAAGCUGCAAGCGGUUGUAAACAUACAAGACCUGAGAGCCAACUGUACAGGCAGGCUCCAUCAUACAAGAACUGGCAACAUGCAGGGCAAAGAAGACAUACUGGGCAAGAAGCCUCCAAAGGCCUUUAUCCUCCUGGUGGCUGCCAUCCUCUUGACCUUGAUGAUUGGACUCUUCAUCUUCAUAUUCAUGCCAUCGCAACCACCUAACCUGCAGAAUCUGCCAGAGCCUUUGACCGCCUUGGACAGUGCAGAACCAGUGACUAUUGGGAUGCUGAUAGACCGUAUAAAGAAGUUCGCUGCGGAUGUUGAGGCUCGUCUGCUCAACGCAGGCAUUUGCCCUCUGACAUGGCGUAAACAUGCCAAUAGAUGUUUCCUCUUCGUUAGCGACAAAAAGAACUGGAAUGAUGCUGAGGCAAACUGCGUCGCCAUGAGCGGACACUUGGCCUCAGUUCACAACCAAACCAUGUACGACUUCUUGAAGGGAUUGGCUAAUGAACAAGACAUUUGGGUUGGGGGCUACAAGGCUGGUAAUGAGAAUGGUGGGUGGAAAUGGACGGAUGGUUCCAAGUUUGAAGUGAAGAAUUAUAAAGAGAAGGCUGCAAAGGAUGUGGGAUGGUCAAACGGCCAACCUAAUAACGCGGAUGGUAGCCAAGAUUGCAUAGAGAUAGCCCUGUAUCUCAAUGGACUCAAUGAUCUGACAUGCAGUGAGAAACGCCCGUUCAUUUGUCAGAAGUGAUGGGGGUGGUCUCCGCUGUGCGAUCUUCAAAGACGUCAGUGCUGAAAGAUCAUCACUCUGCUGUUCAAUUGUUUGAAUGAAUCAUACUGUAAUCAUAGAGUGCACAUUAUCCCAAGCAGUCUGCAAGACUGGAGACAAAACACCAAUUUACAAACUAUUUGCAAACAGCAUUCAGUUCAGGAGAAAAAAACAAACAUUUUUAGUUAACAUAUUUUGAACCAACAUACUUUGUAUUACCAUUGAACUUCACUGAUCUAUUUUCCAGCAGCUAAAAUGAUGCACAAAGUAAAUAACAAGCUGCUACCCAACGAUGGACCACCAUUUUCUCAAAACAACAAAAAAUUAAAAAAUCAUCGUGUAAUUUUACAAGAAUAAAAGUUUUUUUGAAAUUCAAGGAGAAAAUGUAAUUUUUCAAAGUUAUGAGAAGAAAAUUAACAAGGAGAAAGCUGACAGAAAACAAACAGCAGAAAUAGAAAAAAAACAGUUCAUUUUAUGAGCAUAAAGUCAAAAUUCCCAGAUAUCGCAUUCUUACAAAAAAGAAGCAAUUUUACAGCCUCAAAUGUCAUUUUAGUAGCAUUAAGUUGAAAAUGUUUUUUUUAAAUAUAAUUUUGGGAAAAUUAGGGAAAGUAUUAUGGGAAGAGGAAAAUUGACAAAGUUGGAAAGUUAUAAAAUGACAAAAAACCCAACAUCAGAAAUGGAAAACACCAGCUAAUUUUCUGAGAAUAAAGUCAAAAUAUCGAGCUAAAAAAACAAUCACAGCACAAGAAACUGCAAUUUUGCGAUGUUACAUGAUGUCAUUUUAAUAGCAUCUGAGUUGAAAUUCUUAUGUAAUUUUGGAAACUAGGUUGAAAGUUGAAAUAGUUGGAAAAUAACAGCAGAAAUGCACCCCUGGCACAGACUGCACCACAGGCAGCCAAGUCAGGCUGGGGAGAACCUUGAGAACAAUUUGCUCAAUCGUUACAUUGUUCACAAUUUGGGGUUUUAUUUACUCAAAACUGCACCAGAACUGUCAAGGCAAACCCAUAAACAUUAAUUUGCAAAAAUUUGGUUUUGUACCCAAAAUAUUGCCUUACACUGUGACCACUCACUAACCUUUGACACAGUUGAUCUACUCAGCUAAUAAAGCAUUUCUAUAAAUCAAUAAAUUAUUACAUUGAUUUGUUAUAUCUGUACUGUACUUAUUCUAAGGCACUCAACAAUUACAUCAAAGCAAACAGUUAUUGUAAAAUCUAGUAUGUGUUACUUAAUAAAAUCACUCAGUCAUCACUUUUGCCUGCACUCCCUUCUCUCGAUACUCUGGUUCUCCUGAUAGUAGUGAUGUGGGAGCAGCGAUGGCAUAUUUGAUGAAGGCAAAUCAACAGGUACAGUUGGUCAAAUCCUAAUUUGUUGCAGUCCUGACCUACGGGUGUACACAAACUACAGCUACCGCAAAUCUACAUUUAAAAAGUAGAUUAAGAUUUAUGGUAUCGGUUUGAAAAAGAUAUUGUGCAUCUGGUUAUAGUAAAUGCCACAUCCUUUUUUCAUAUUUAAACCUGUAAAAUUUACUGUUUUUUUAGUUUUUUUUACAUGGUCUCAAAAGGAGCGAGUGCAUCACCAGCCAUUGAACCUCACAGCACGUCACUGCUUAUUGGGAUGCUGUAAAGUCAAUCACAGACCUCCAGACAUAUACUUGACUUAGUUUUAUUGACAAUGCAUUAAAAUCUCAUUGAUUACAAUCCCAGUGCUCAAACUUGUUAAAAUCUAUACAAUCGAGCAAAAAAACAUUUCCCUCCACAAUGGGCCAAUACUGUUGCUUCCUUCCGGUUACGCCCGGUAGAGUGCCCUCUACCGACAGAAACUAGUAGUGAAAACUACAGCAAAGCAGACAUACAAUUUAGGCUGGAACAGAUACACUAGAAACCCAUACUUUAUUAGGUGUUGCAUUCAAUGUUCACAAUAAAAUACAGCAUCAAACAAUGAAUGUGAUACCCAAUCAGGACAGAGCCAGUAUCGCAGAUAUUGACACUGAUAAUGUAUUUUUUCAUUAAAUGUUUCAGUAAAAUGUAAUAGUUUUUCCUGUACUUUCUUUAUCACAAUUAUAAUCAGAAUACUUGAAAUUUUGGAAAAUAAAAAAUACUUGCAUCAAUACACUUGUAAUACAUAUUGAUGAAAUGUUCCCAACAAUAUCAGUAAAAUGAUAUGAUUCCCUUUUAUUACUAACAAUCGUUUGAGCAAAAUCACACUCAUCCUUCAAAGGCCUCCUGAAAGCGGUCCGUACCCCAAUGAGUGAAUCAUAAGAACUCCAUCUUCUAUGCCGCUUAUCCCCACUGGUGUCGUGGGAGUACGCUGGAGCCUAUCACAGCAGACUUUCGGGGAAGAGACAGGGUACACCCUGAACUGGUCGCCAGUCAAUCGCAGGGCACGGAGACACAAACAAUCAUUCACACUGACAUGCAUACCUAUCGACAAUUUAGAUUAGUAAAUUACCGUGCAUGCUUUUGGAUAGAAACCGGAGUGCCCGGAGAAAACCUACGCACGCAUGGGGAGAACAUCCCAACUCCACACAGAGAUGCUCAACAGAUUCAAACCCUGAUCGUCCAGAUCUCCUGACUGUGUGGCAAAUAAGAUGUAUUUAUUGAACAAAGACACGUGCAAAGGAUAUUACAACACAAUGGUAACUGAGCGACUGCAUGGAAGUCAGGCGAGUCAAACAGUCACUCUGCAUGUGUUUUCUCAAAGAGGACUUCCAGGAAAAUGUGUCACCACAUUUUGAGCAACUAAAUGGUUUUUCUCCUGUGUGUAUUCUCAUGUGUGCUUUCAUGCUUGUCUUCCGAUUAAAGUGUUUACCACAGUCCGAGCAACUAAAAGGUUUUUCUCCUGUGUGCGUUCUCAUGUGUGCAUCCAUGCUUGACUUCCGAUGGAAGUAUUUACCGCAGU
Messenger RNA from Dunckerocampus dactyliophorus (ringed pipefish), 4859 nucleotides. RefSeq lists its product as uncharacterized. The transcript has 13 exons. The record is from RefSeq and is a predicted model, not a curated record. Lineage: Eukaryota; Metazoa; Chordata; Actinopteri; Syngnathiformes; Syngnathidae. Bases 93 to 1943 code for a protein of 616 amino acids.